GCCGCUCCGCCAGCUCGGGCAGCGCUGUCCUCGCCCGCCCUCCCCGCGCCGAGGCUGCCCACGGAAUGAGCGUCCCCGGGGCGGCUGCCGCUGCCGCCUCCACUCGGGCUCCGGCGGGCGGGCAGAGAGCGCGGCUGCCGGCGCGGUCGCUGCGGCGGGAGCGGAGUGAAUGACCGAGAGGAGCGGCGCGGAGAGGCAGCCCCGGGAUCAGGAUGCGGGCGCCCGCCGGCAUCCUCAACCUUCUGCUGCUAUCCUUGCUGGCCGGCCUCGAUCCCUCCAAGACUCAGAUUAGCCCCAAGGAAGGGUGGCAAGUUUAUAGUUCAGCCCAGGAUCCUGAUGGCCGUUGCAUUUGCACUGUUGUUGCACCUGAACAAAACCUAUGUUCGAGAGAUGCCAAAAGCAGGCAGCUCAGACAACUACUAGAGAAGGUUCAGAACAUGUCCCAGUCUAUUGAAGUUCUAAAUCUACGGACUCAGAGGGAUUUCCAGUACGUUUUAAAAAUGGAAACGCAAAUGAAGGGGCUGAAGGCCAAGUUCCGGCAGAUUGAGGAUGAUCGGAAGACGUUGAUGACAAAGCACUUCCAGGAGUUGAAAGAAAAGAUGGAUGAGCUUCUGCCACUGAUCCCAGUUCUGGAACAAUACAAAACUGAUGCCAAGCUGAUCACACAGUUCAAGGAGGAAAUUAGGAAUCUGUCUACUGUGCUCACUGGGAUUCAGGAAGAAAUUGGUGCCUAUGACUAUGAGGAACUGCACCAGCGUGUAGUCAAUUUAGAAACCAGGCUUCGUGACUGCAUGAAAAAGCUCACAUGUGGCAAAUUGAUGAAAAUUACAGGCCCCAUUACAGUGAAGAUAUCUGGAACCCGAUUUGGAGCCUGGAUGACGGAUCCACUGGCAUCAGAGAAGAAUAACCGAGUCUGGUACAUGGAUAGUUACACCAACAAUAAAAUCGUCCGUGAAUACAAAUCCAUUGCAGACUUCGUCAGUGGGGCCGAAUCAAGGACAUAUAACCUUCCAUUCAAAUGGGCAGGAACCAACCACGUUGUCUACAAUGGCUCCCUCUAUUUCAACAAGUACCAGAGCAACAUCAUCAUCAAGUACAGCUUCGACACGGGGCGGGUGCUGGCGCAGCGUAGCCUGGAGUACGCUGGCUUCCACAACGUCUACCCCUACACCUGGGGUGGCUUCUCUGAUAUCGACCUGAUGGCAGAUGAAAUUGGGCUGUGGGCCGUCUAUGCCACCAACCAGAACGCAGGCAACAUUGUCAUCAGCCAGCUGAACCAGGAUACGCUGGAGGUGCUGAAGAGCUGGAGCACGGGCUACCCAAAGAGAAGUGCAGGAGAAUCCUUCAUGAUCUGUGGCACCUUGUAUGUCACUAACUCGCACUUAACAGGAGCCAAGGUCUACUACUCCUACUCCACAAAAACCUCCACUUAUGAGUACACAGACAUUCCUUUCCAUAAUCAGUAUUUUCAUAUAUCCAUGCUUGACUACAACGCAAGAGAUAGAGCUCUCUAUGCCUGGAAUAAUGGACAUCAAGUCCUGUUUAACGUCACCCUUUUCCACAUCAUUAAAACUGAGGAUGACACAUAAUUUUAUUUCCCUUACCCCUCCCUCCCUCAAAGCAGUCUCAUUUGUGAUUAACUCUAAAAGCAUCCAUCUCUCUCAGUUCCUUUUAAUUUACAUUUCUUUCUUCAUUAAACAAAAGCAACAUUUUCUACUGUGUAAUGCAUCACAAAUAUGGCUGAACCUGUCAAAAAUGACCUGUCAGAGAUAAAAAGCAUCUUAACUCAUGAUUUUGCAAGGUCUGUCAAGACCUUGUCUUGAAAAGCACUAAAGAGGAUUUAAAUGGCUAAAGACAGUUUUUAAAAGAUCAUGAUCUGCCUUAUUUUAGAGUCAGAGACUAAUGGUGGCUUAAAUGCAUGAAUGUCUUUUUUUACCUCAUUUUUUGUUUUAAUAUAUUGCUUAACUUCAGGAAAUAUUUCAGUAGUGUCAGACACAUAUUGCACAUUGUAUUUUUUUAUUUAUUCCGAAAAACAGAUUUAGUAGGAAUUUAAUUUUCUUAGACAAGGCGUAUGGUUCAUUUUGCCAUCAUCCAAUUUCAGAUGUGGUGCUGUACAGUAUGUUUUUAAAUCUCUUGCAAACAUUUUAUCAACAGUAUGUAUUUCUACCAUUGUAACCACCAUUGUGCAAUUGUAUCUCUUCACUUAUGUGAAAGUAAACUAAGUACUAUUUUUUAUAAAAUAUAUUGAAGCUUAAUUGCA
Molecule: messenger RNA, 2260 nt
Organism: Zonotrichia leucophrys gambelii
Lineage: Eukaryota; Metazoa; Chordata; Aves; Passeriformes; Passerellidae
Gene: OLFM3
Product: olfactomedin 3
Exons: 6
Coding region: 213-1589 (458 amino acids)
Biological process (GO): signal transduction
Source: RefSeq, a predicted model, not a curated record